CCUGGAUCAUUAUUUAAGUAGCAUAUCUAAAAGUAGUGAGACGACAUCCCAUUAAAUCAGGAAUUACUUUCCGUUCUUCAUUUCGAUUAGCUCUACCUGCUGUCAUCAAUGAUUUAUUUUGCAUAAAAAAUUCAUAUGUGAAUUGUUGCUAUCACCAUGCAAGCAAACUUAGUAUCUAGUAUUGUUGCCGUAGCAACCUCAACCUCACUUCCUACAGCAUUAGCACUCAUUUUCAUAACGAUAGCUUACUUCAUCUACAAAAAUAAAGGCCUUCCACCAGGUCCUACAGGUUUGCCCUAUUUCGGAUACUGGCCCUUCAUAACCGAUUCUAAUUGUAAUUCGAAGUUAGAGGGCUUCAAGAAAAAGUAUGGAGACAUCUUCAGCUUUACAUGUACUGGGCGGCUGUAUAUCAAUUUGGGAAGUUACAAAGCUGUUCGCGAAGCAUGUAUAACCAAAUCCGAGUUUUUUGGCGACAGAGUAUCAGACUACAAUAUGAUGAGUCGUCUCUUUAAAGAUGGCGUACUCAGUAUGAAUGGAGAGUCAUGGAAAGCUGCAAGAAAAUUCUUUUUGGUUCUCUUAAAAGAACGGGGUGCAAAUUCUCUCAAAACUAGCUUAGCUGGUCCCUUAUAUGAUUCCAUCAAGUCUACAGUAAAUGAAUUAAAAGCAAGAAAAGGAGAACCCUUGAACCUUAUCGAGUUCUUGAUGCAAGAAUGCUGCACCAUCGUACGACUUACGUUGUUUGGGGAGACAGGAGCUACUCAGGAGCAAAUCAGGCGAUUCAACGAAUUGUAUGCUAUAGAAGUAAAGAGCUUGUCACCAAAAACUAUCCUUCUAUGCGGGACCUUUGCAAAGUACUUUAUCUUUCCAUUUAUGCCCAAUUUUCUGAAAACUUUAGAAUGCCACAAAAAGUUGGAGAAGAUAGUUCAAGACAUAAUCAAUGAACACAAAACAAAUUACGAUGCAGAAAAUCCUCGAGAUAUCAUUGAUGAAUAUUUUAAAGAAAGAGACAAACGGCGAAGCAGAGGAGAUCCCACUGCAGAAUACUUUACUGAUAAAGUGUUAUUGGGUUCCAUGGUGCAAUUUAUGGGUGAUGGUGCUUUAAUAGUCGCAUCUUUCACUAGCAUACUAAUGAACGGUUUGCUAAAUUCCCCUGAGGAACAACAGAACCUGUACAAUGAAAUCGUGGAAGUGAUUGGCUCUGACAGGCAGCCAACUAUUGAAGACAAAAGCAAACUAACUUACUUCAAUGCUUACGUACAGGAAUCAAUUAGAACUGCAGAUUUCCUAAAUUUUUUCCCUUCUCAAGAAUGUACAAAAGAAACUACUUUAGGAGGAUACAGAAUUCCUAAGAAGGCAAUAUUGUUACAAAAUUUCUAUUCCUGUCAUCAUGAUCCAAGUGUCUACGACGAACCUGAAAAAUUUGAUCCCUCCCGAUAUAUCCCAAAAGAUGGUAAACGAAAAGCUGAACCACCAAUAAUGUUUGGAGUAGGUAAAAGAUCUUGUAUAGGUGAAGGUUAUGUAAUGAUGCAGGUUUUCUUACUUUUGGCUACCAUUAUACAAAAUUUCCAUCUGUCAUUACCUGAGGGAGAAAAGAUUACUCAUGAAUCAUUUGUAAACAGCAACCUUCUGAUUUGUGCCAAGCCCAGAGAUAAACAUUGAUUGAAUUAUUCUUUUGUCACCCGUGAUAAUAAAUUUUGAUAGAUUUAUCUUCCGUAAGCAGUCUUUGAACGUAAGAUAAAAUUUUAACUUCUCACAAAACUCAUAUUCAGAAUAAAUAUCAAACUGGUAACUUGGAUUGUUAGGUUAAUUCAAUAACUAUCCAGCCCAAUCCCAUUUUGCUACUCUGUGAUAAUUUGUAUCUUUAAUAUUUAAUAAUAAAAUGUGAAAUUGGUCGUGAAUUGGAAGAUAAGCAAACACAGAUAAUAAGGAUGAUAAUUAUAAUUAAUAUAUUUAUCUAAGAAAUAUUGAUAAUACUUUUCAUUAUAAUGAGUGAUCUGAAAGUUGAUAUGGAACUUCAGUCUUAUACAAAAUACUCAAGCCUAAUCUAAAAAAUAAACUCAAUUAAAUACUUUACCGAUACUGUGAUAUUAAAUUAAUAUAAUUGAAACUUUUUAUUUUGUGCAAUAAAAUGUUAUUUGCAACAUAACAUAUUGUUAUUUUACGUAUGAAAUAACUCUAAUUUAAUGCAUAUCUAAGUGAAGCAUGAAUUUUGCAAAUAUUAAUGUCAAAUAAAUCGUAAACGCCAUUCAGGAAUUUUUCAUUUAUAAAAAAAAAUUACUUUAAAAGUUUUAUAUAAAAUUCUUAGAUGCUUUUUCUUGUCUUGUGAAAACUGUGAACAUAUAAGAUAGCUGAUAAAUAUAGAUGUCUCAUAAGGCGGUGCACAAAUUUUACAUUUUAUUUUCAAAUAAUGAAAAAAAAGCCUUACCCAAAACGCAAUCAGUAACUAAUUGAAAGGGUCAUUUUACGAUUGCUGAAAAGCAUAAUUUAGUAUUUAAUGAGAAAUCACAACGUGGGAAGAAUGCAAUAGUGCAAUAAUAGAGUACAUGCGCAAUUGCGUUACAAUGGUUCAAACAACGGUGAAUAUGUGACGAUUAAAUUACCUCGAUAGAACGCAUGUCAGACUUAAUACUUUAAGUUCCUUCUUAUAUUUAAUAUAUUCUAUAUGAGAUAGAUGUACAUAGCACCUCUAGCUUUAGACACGAUGUCAUCAUCAUGAUUGUUGAACCUAUAGCAUCUGUGAUAUCACUGUUAACUUGAAAGGAUCCAAGAGCCAUUAUGUCGAUAAUGUGAAGUCUACCUUGUGAUAGAUUAAAGUAAAGUGAGCAUCUCUUGUAAUCUGCCAGUUAUUUUCCUUAAUCAGUAUUGUGUCAUUUAAAAGUUAAUAAAGUCAUUUUUAAAAAUAUAA
This is a messenger RNA of Argiope bruennichi, 2905 nucleotides long. RefSeq names its product cytochrome P450 2C70-like. Lineage: Eukaryota; Metazoa; Arthropoda; Arachnida; Araneae; Araneidae. The record is from RefSeq and is a predicted model, not a curated record. Gene Ontology annotation, cellular component: cytoplasm; intracellular membrane-bounded organelle. The transcript has 7 exons. Gene Ontology annotation, biological process: xenobiotic metabolic process. Gene Ontology annotation, molecular function: iron ion binding; heme binding; oxidoreductase activity, acting on paired donors, with incorporation or reduction of molecular oxygen, reduced flavin or flavoprotein as one donor, and incorporation of one atom of oxygen. Bases 157 to 1659 code for a protein of 500 amino acids.